Molecule: messenger RNA, 1497 nt
Organism: Chrysemys picta bellii (western painted turtle)
Lineage: Eukaryota; Metazoa; Chordata; Testudines; Emydidae
Product: olfactory receptor 5V1-like
Biological process (GO): G protein-coupled receptor signaling pathway
Cellular component (GO): membrane
Molecular function (GO): olfactory receptor activity; G protein-coupled receptor activity; odorant binding
Source: RefSeq, a predicted model, not a curated record
AUGACUGAGUUCCUUCUCCUGGGAUUUUCUACUUCUCCAGAGAGGCAGUUUUUACUCUUUGUUGCAGUGUUAGCCAUUUAUCUGGUUACUGUGAUGGGAAACCUCCUCAUUAUCCUUGUAACAUUGGUGGAUCCAACCCUUCAUACCUCCAUGUACUUUUUCCUCUCUAAUUUGUCUGCCUUAGAGGUUGGUUACACCUCGGUCACUGUCCCAAAAAUGCUGGUGAGCCUCAUCUCAGGGGACAAACGCAUUUCCUUUACCAGCUGUGCCGUGCAAAUGUUCUUCUUCCUUUGCUUUGGGAUCACAGAAUCUUCUUUUCUGGCCACUAUGGCAUAUGACCGCUACGUGGCAAUAUGCAACCCCCUGUGUUAUCCCAUGAUUAUGAACAAGAAGGUGUGUGUCCUGCUGGCAGCCACUUCCUGGACUAUCGGCAUCCCGGCCCAGGUAGUGCAGACAAGUUUGGUGUUCACCUUACCCUUCUGUAGCUCCAAAAAGAUCAACCAUUUCUUCUGUGACUCAGCCCCUCUGCUGUUGCUGGCCUGUGCUGACACCUCCAUGAAUGAAACCUUGACUUACAUGGUGUUGGAAAAUCAAACCACUGUGACCGAGUUUAUUCUCUUGGGAUUUUCAAGUGAUCCGCAGCUCCAGAUUUUCCUUUUUGUGGUGUUUUUAAUCAUUUACCUUAUUACCCUGGUGGGGAACAUGCUGAUCAUGCUAGUGAUAAGGGCUGAUUCUCAUCUCCACACCCCCAUGUAUUUCUUUCUAAGUAAUUUAUCCUUCCUUGAUAUCUGUUUUUCCACGGUCACAGUGCCUAAGAUGCUGGAGAGCUUCCUAGCAAAAUGGAAAACCAUUUCUGUUGGUGGCUGCAUUGUCCAGCUCUUCUUCUUUCUCUUGUCAGGCUGUGCUGAAGUUUUCAUGCUCUCAGCGAUGGCUUAUGACCGAUUUGCUGCCAUAUGCCACCCACUGCAUUACUUGGUAACUAUGAAGAAGCAGGUGUGCAUUCUCCUUGUGGGUGGUGCAUGGACAAUGGGCUUCUUAUAUUCCUUGGUGAACACUCUUCCCAUGAUAAAGUUACACUUCUGUGGACCUACUGAGAUCAAUCAUUUCAGUUGUGAGCUGCCUCCACUUCUACUGCUCUCCUGCACUGAGACUUUCACCAACAAGGUGGUGCUUCUUUCUUCUGCUGUGUUAUUUGGCUUGAGCUCGUUCCUCCUCACUCUGAUAUCCUACAUUCACAUCAUCUCCACUAUCCUGAAAAUGCACUCUGUGGAAGGCCGGUAUAAAGCUUUUUCAACCUGCAGCUCCCACCUUAUUGUAGUGGGUUUGUUCUACUCAGCAGCCUUUUUUCGGUACAUGAAGCCUACCUCAAAGACUUCAUCAGAUCUGGAAAGACUGGUCUCCAUCCAGUACAGCAUCUUAACCCCCAUGUUAAACCCUGUCAUCUACACACUGAAAAACAAGGAGGUGAAAACAGCUGCAUGGAAACUUUUAGGGUAA